AAGCAUUUGUUGUCGUUCAGUGGUCGAGCUCGUAUCUUCGGUCAGCGCCUCGGGCGAGUUAGCUUGCUUUUUUUUCGUCUUCACCUGCAUUUUCGUUCUCUUGCGCGACGGGUUGUUUCUGCCCGUGCAAAAACUACAAAUCCGGAGGGAUCUCGUUGUAAUGUACCUGCAGGACCUGGCAAACUUCGCAUCCAUGCAUAAAGAAAGCGGCAACGACGUCGAUUGCAACGAUGACAACAGCAUCGACUGCGACGACUUUCUGGAUCACGACGAUAGGGAUUCGGACGAAGACACUGAAGAUGCAAGCGAGACGGACAUGGUCAAGCAGCGCGAAGAGGAAUGUACCGAAAUCAAAGAACAAAUGUACAGGGACAAGCUCGCCACUCUGAAAAAGCAGUUGGCACAGCUGAAGGACGACACCCACCCCGAGUAUGUCAAGCGGUUGCGCAAGAUUGAGCAACUCUACCAAGAGCGGCUUUUCAUGAAUGAGGUCUUCCAGUGUCACGAGAUUGAGCGUGUGGAGCUAGAAUACAUCCAGGAGAAAAAGGCAGCUGCCCGGGAGUUUGAAGAGAAGAAGAUAGACCUGCGUGAAUCACUCAUAAUGGAACUGGAAGAGAAACGGCGUAUGGUGGAAUCUGAGAGGAGCACCAUUGAGCUCACCGGAGGUUCCAGCUUGCCGUGGUGUGCAGAUUCCAUGGAGGUGAAGUCUGUGACAACGAGAAAACUACGCAGAAGACCAAAUGAUCCCCUUCCCAUGCCCGAAAAGAGGCGAAAGACUUCACCUACCCAGCUAAACUUCCUCUUGGACGACGGUGAAAUACUCGACGACCUGAAGAUGCUGAACAAGGGGAAGACUCCAUCCCUUAACAAGAGAUUGGACUUUGCAGAAUACGGAAAUGUGGAUCAUGGUUCACACGCAAUUGAGGCCCGUAUAGAGGAUGGCAAGCUAUUCUACGAGAGGAAAUGUUAUCAAAGGGGCCAGUCCGUCUGCGUGGAUUCGAAAGACAUGGGCCGUUUCUUCGGCGUCAUCUCAGCGGUGGGCACGUCAGAAUUGUGGGUUAAGAAAACCAGCGACAGCGGCAAAGUCAAGAUCCAUCUGUCUCAGCUUCUGAAAGGGAAGGUCAUCUUGCGGAGGAAGUCUGCAUGCUGACAUCACAUUUAGGCGCAGACAGAACUUCAUGUACAUAGCACAUACCUUUACCAAGUUCAAUAUUAAAACACCAGUGUACAUUACCAUUUUAUGUAAA
Messenger RNA from Dermacentor silvarum, 1247 nucleotides. Its product is annotated as sin3 histone deacetylase corepressor complex component SDS3. Gene Ontology annotation, cellular component: Sin3-type complex. Gene Ontology annotation, biological process: negative regulation of transcription by RNA polymerase II. Bases 161 to 1150 code for a protein of 329 amino acids. The transcript has 10 exons. Lineage: Eukaryota; Metazoa; Arthropoda; Arachnida; Ixodida; Ixodidae. The record is from RefSeq and is a predicted model, not a curated record. Gene Ontology annotation, molecular function: histone deacetylase binding.